ACAUAGAAAAACUUUCCUGUUUCCCAAAGGAGAAAAACAGGAAAUGUUUUUAGCUCCAUUACACUUGAAUUCUGUUCAUGAAAUGUAGAAAUCAUGCUACUCGGGAACAUUGCAUGCAGAUAAACGAGGGAGAUUUGGGUCCAAGACUCUCUUACUUGGUUUUUCAGCACCACAUUGAGAAGAAGGGCUGGAAAAGGAAGAGAAAGAAGAGCUGUAUUCUGAAAGCUUUCAGAGAGUGCCGAAGGGAACUGGAGGAGACUCGGCAUCUAGUUUUACUUCUACAAAGCCUCCUACACAAGCUCCCUGGAAACGCCGAAGUCAAUCACCUCUCUCAUGGAGAUGCCCCAGAGCCUCAAGAAGACCAGCCUGCCUUGAGGAAGCUGCCCACAGACACUGGGCCCCACGACUCCCAGCUCAGUAAAUCCUGUUUGGCAUCUCUCAUCAGCUUUCUCUCAGGCCCUGACCUCCUUCACCACUGUCUUUCAUGCUUCUCCUGGUGCUGGGCAACUGCCAAGGCCACCUUCUUCUCCAGCUGGGCACAUGGCAAAUCCCAGCAAGAACAUCUGUCUCCCCACCCACCAGACACUGUGCUCUGGGAAGGCCCCGCCCACUGGCAUGCAGAGAUGGGAAGAGGGGACCAUGCUUUCAUCCACCCUGACGUGCACAAGCUGCUGGAGAUGCUGAUCAGCAAGAGAGUCAAACAGAAAAUGCUCCAGGAAAAACCAAAGGGCGGCUCAUUUUUUGAACUGGUGAACACAGACCACCCCCGGGUUUCUCUGAGAAACCUGUUAAAGUCACUGGGUGACAAACUCACCUCUGCACAGCCCUUCUGCAGCACAAAGGGCAAAGCAGAGUGGCUUCUUGGGUCUCAGCAGCCCUCUCUCCACAAGGUCCUGGGCAGCCCUUUAGAGCGUGAAUGCAGCCUGCUUUUCUGGGGCCUGCCCUCUCUGCACAGUGAGUCCCUCGUGGCCACUGCCUGGGCUGGUGAAAGAUCUUCGUCUACACGGUCUCACUGUAUUAAAUUUAAUGAAGCUCACACCCAUAUCCCAGGUCCAUCUCUACAAGACUCGCCCCUAGUUCUGCCGUCUGUCCAGCCGCCAGCCCAACUCCUGUGCUUUCCCCCAAAGCCGCAGCCUACCUCUCCAUCCCAGGUCAGGGCCUGUGGAACAACUUGCUCUACAUCCCAGAAGAAGGCACAGUCGUUUCUUCCUAUUGAAAAUCAGGAUCUCGAAUGGACCCUGCAGAAGCCAUUGAAAUGGAGACAGGCUUUAAACUCUAAGCUCCAAAAAGCUCAAGAACCCAUUAGCCUACCUACUCUCAACCUUCCUCAGGGCAGCCAGGCCUCUGAGGCCCCACAGUCUUUCUCCAUGCUUUCUGGGGAUUCUUGCAGCGCUGUACUGGAGAAGAAACCAGAGUGUCACAGGCCAGGGAGAUUCAACAGAGAUGAGGGUAGCGAGAACUUGCCCCACCCUGCCUUUAGGUUCCAAACUCCCAUGCAGCCUCCGGGCAAACUCCCAAGCAAGUGUCAGGGGCAGGCACACGAUAGCCAUGGACCCACCCAGCACACCAAACACUCGGUACCUGCUUGUAAUAGCAGCAGAGAUGUUCAGAAGACAAAGUCCUGGCACUGUGGCACACUCUUAAAUAAGGGUUCGGUAAAUCUCAACCUAAAGGAGAGAAGCAAUGUUUUACCAGAGGCAAACAAAGGCCAAGAAGAUACAUCCCAGAGUACGGAAAGCCCCUUACCAAAGGAUGCAGAAAGUGACACCAUUUGGUCUGAGGAGUAUAACUCAAGAAGUCACUUCUCUAGGGACCCAGAUCAGAAAAUUCUGGGAAGAGGCCUGCAAGCCCAUCCAAGCAGGAAGUUGGGCCAAAUCAGUGAAGGCAUAAUCCCUGCCUGUGUAAGGACAGCCUGUCUUACUGCCAACCACACUUUGCCCAAAUCAAACGCCCUCUCACAACCAACAAAGACAAGAUGCUCUAAGAGUGGGGAAAUAUCUGUGAACGCCUCUCAGGAGGUGGCCUUUCCUGAUCCCAAAACUCGUAUAUUGCUGGAAGCACAUAUUAUGAAGUAUCGGUUAAGGCACAACUGGGGGCCACUCUUCCAGAACCUUGAGCACAGAAAUAGCCACAUAGCCCAAGCUCAAGCCUCACCCCCCACAGAGCCCCCCUUAGUCUCCUCAGCCUCCUGUGACUCCAGAGCUGACUUCAUUACCAAAUUAGCCAUUUCUGAGGAAGAAAUUCCUGAGAAAGUUCUAGGGAAGAGAGAGACAGCACAAAUGUUGUCUCUCCCUCUGCAGAGCCCUCUCCCUGCCACCAGGUCAUCUGCAUGGAAGGAAGUGCAGAGAUCUGGCACUGGGACCCCAUCUGAUCACAAUGAUGGGCCCUCAGACAUCCCUCCAACUGCACAGGAGGUUGGGCUUCCUUCUGCUGCCUGCACCCAGCAGAGCAGCACUGUUCUCAGGAUCGAGAGAGGCAGCCCAUGGCCCACUCCAGGCCUAGCAAUGGCCAAGCAUGAUCCAGGGGAGGGGACUGGGAUGGUGGCCUUCAGAGGUACCUGCCACAGCACACCAAUGUUGGAAAUCAAACUACUGUCCCCACUCUCGGUAGCCAAAGAGAGCAGGAAGCUAGAGGUGGAGGAGAGGCACCCGGCAUGGGAAGUCACCAUAGGAGCCAGCAUGAUGGAAAACUCUCAGAACAUCAACAUCAGCCUAAGGUCUUUCGGGUCUCAGGACACCAGUAAUCACUCCUCCCCCUCUAAUCAAGCUCCAAAUGUCGGGAGAAAAGUGGAGUGUCAGCUGGACAUCAAGAGGCACAGAGAGAGGGAGAACUGGCCUCAGGAUGUGUCCAGUGAUAACCGUCAAGACUGCCAUGCUGAGGGGCUCCUAAGCACAGGCACCUGGCCUUCGCAGGCCUCUCUGUCCCGCUCUCAGUGCACACCCCACAGCCACACGCCAACCUCGCAGUUCCCGUGUGACCGCUCAAUGAAUGGAGAAAGCUGUCGGGGGCAGCAUGAGCCCAGCAUGUCCGGAUUCCAGGACACAGAAAAGAGCAACAAGAUGUUUGGUCCCACUACCCAAAGUAAGUACUACAGGAAGCCAGGAAAAGAAGAAGAAUCCUUUGCAGGAGUGAGGCCCCCCUGUGACCAGGAGCUGAGCCCUCCUGCACAGGUCAGGGAAAUAGAUACCCCUGGGACCAAAUCUUCUCCACACCUGCCAGAGAAGGGCCAGGCUUCUACAGAAAGCUUAAUUAACAAAAAUAUGAAGCACUUUCAGCAGUGUCCUAACACCAACAAACAGCGCAAAGGGCAGGAAGACUCCAGGCAAAAGCCCAAACCCUCAUCAACCCCUGCUCAGAGCCGAGCAUCAGUCACAAACAGAGUGGUUAGAAACUUGGAGGAAACAUAUGCACAGAUGCUCUUGACAGUUGUUGGACAGAUUCUGGUAAAGAAAUUAGGGCUUCUCCACGAAAGUGCUCCUUCAGGCGCAAACUCCCAUAAAGCAGAACCUCCUGGACCUGUGGGUAGGCGUGCCUGCUACCACAGGCUUCCCUCCAGCCCAGACAAGAGGACAACGGUGAAAGACAUGGCCUGUGCCCACAACAAUCCCAGUGCCCACAGCCAUCCCACAAAGAGCAUGCGGGUCAGAGACAGGGACAGCAGUCAGGUCUUGCUGCCUCAAGCGCCUGCGCGCCCCACCAGUCAAGGCCAUCACAGGCCAACAGGCAGGGGUGCCUCAGGUUACAUUUACCAUCGCACCACAAGCUCUUUCCAAAGAGUUGUCUUUUCUCAAAUGCAGCAGAAGCUUCCUCAUGCCUUUUCUUCUGAAGAAAACUUCUUUGCAGAGGAAAUGCAUUAAAAGAGAAACUGCUUUGUUUCAUGCGAGCAUAUCUCCUAUAUGUAAAUGCUUUCUUCCUCCCAAGAUGUCUGUUGCUUCCUAAUGU
Messenger RNA from Chinchilla lanigera (long-tailed chinchilla), 3942 nucleotides. RefSeq names its product spermatogenesis-associated protein 31E1-like. The record is from RefSeq and is a predicted model, not a curated record. Bases 78 to 3857 code for a protein of 1259 amino acids. NCBI's taxonomy places the organism in Eukaryota, Metazoa, Chordata, Mammalia, Rodentia, Chinchillidae. The transcript is spliced from 4 exons.